This is a messenger RNA of Pelmatolapia mariae (spotted tilapia), 2345 nucleotides long. RefSeq names its product probable ribonuclease ZC3H12D. The transcript is spliced from 6 exons. Bases 91 to 1911 code for a protein of 606 amino acids. NCBI's taxonomy places the organism in Eukaryota, Metazoa, Chordata, Actinopteri, Cichliformes, Cichlidae. Gene Ontology annotation, molecular function: RNA endonuclease activity; metal ion binding; mRNA binding. The record is from RefSeq and is a predicted model, not a curated record. Gene Ontology annotation, cellular component: cytoplasmic ribonucleoprotein granule; nucleus.
AUCCCACACACACUCACACACACACAGAGGGAGAGAGAUUAAUGCUGCGAGCCACUACCUGCUGAAUCUGCUGUCUCCGUGGAAACGCCGAUGAGCCACAAUAAGGAGGCGAAGAGUAGGAUUCCCCAGCCAGACGGUCCCGAGCGCGCAAAGGAGGAGGAGAGGAGCCACUCUGAUUCGCUGGCAGCCAUGGACGCCAAAGUGGAGCGCUUUCUCAAGUUAGGAUACUCUUACGGCGACAUCCUCAGGGUACUGGAGAGCCUCCGGCACGACGCCCAGACCAAUGACAUCUUGGAGGAGCUGAUAAAGACGUGCCACACUCGCACCCACAACAACAGGAGCGUGCCAAACAGCCCCAAGCUGGUGCCCAGAGGCUGCAGCCCCAGCCCCAGCCCCAGCCAAGCCAGACCGGGACCGGACAGAGAAGCGGCAGCUGGAUUCAGACCGGUGGUUAUAGACGGCAGCAACGUGGCCAUGAGCCACGGCAACAAGAAGGUGUUUUCGUGCCAGGGUCUCCAGCUGGCAGUAAACUGGUUUUGGGACAAAGGGAUGCGCGACAUCACCGUGUUCGUCCCCUUGUGGAGGAAGGAGCAGCCGAAGCCUGAGGCGCCCAUCACAGAUCAACAUAUUCUCCACGAGUUGGAGAGGAGGAAGAUCCUGGUGUACACGCCGUCCCGCUGCGUAAAUGGGAAGAGGGUGGUGUGCUACGAUGACCGCUACAUAGUCAAGCUGGCCUUUGACUCAGAUGGCAUCAUCGUGUCCAAUGACAACUACCGCGACCUGCAGACAGAGAACCUCCAGUGGAAGAAAUUCAUAGAGGAGAGGCUGCUGAUGUACACAUUCGCCAAUGACAAGUUUAUGCCUCCAGAUGAUCCUCUGGGCAGGAAUGGUCCCACUAUUGAUGAUUUUCUGAGAAAGAAGCCACGCACCCCAGAAAACAAGCUGCAGCAUUGUCCAUAUGGAAAGAAAUGCACUUAUGGAGUAAAGUGUAAGUUCUACCAUCCAGAGAGGGCCAACCAGUCCCAGUUGUCAGUGGCUGAUGAGCUGAGGGCCCUAAGAGACAGAGACAGAGCCAAGAACAUCUCCCCUGCUGCAUAUCAGCAGGAGCACAGGUACAUCUCCUCCACCCCUCCACCUCUGGGCAUAGAUGAGCUGUCACACAGGGCUUCGCCAGGGGAGCAGUCCAUCUGUCAGAGGGACACCAGCAGCCCGAGAAACCAAAUGAACUCAAGUCUCCAACACUGCCCGAGCCCAGAUAUAGAUGAAGCCUUCAGCUCCAUGGACAGCUCUCUGUCCAGGCUCUAUAUCCAUGACAUGGCCUACAGCAGGGAGCAGCCUGUGCACAGCUGCAGCAGCGGGGUGGCCAGCUACAGCCUGAGUCAAGAUGAGUACUCUGGGUCGUAUGGUGGCAACGCCCCGAGGAUCUGCCUGAAUGGGGGUUACUACGCUCAGCCAAAUGGACUGGCAUCGCGUGAGCCCCCCACGUGCAGUCAAUGCAGGUGCUGUCACCAGCAGACCAGACUAUCCCCAAACAGCCACCACCAGCAGCAGCAGCAGCACCACCACCACCUCCAGCAGCAUGGAUGGAGCUCAUGUCCAGCUCUACCACCACAUAAUGGGGAGCGUCCCUCUCAUUUUGCAGAGAAGCAGUACUACAGACAGCCCUCCCACAGACAGACCCACAGCUUGCCCAGGGACCCAUGGGUGCAGGGCAGCCUGUCUGACCCUAGGCUGAGCAGUGGGGCUAAGAGCCCAUUGAGCGAGCGGAGGAAGGCUCUGAGGAUCCAGCUUAGCACCCUAUUCCCCCAGAACAUGGUAGAGCAAGUCAUGAAUGCUUACCCGCACGUGUCCGACAUGUCUGAACUGAUUUCUCUCAUCCAGAACUACAGAGCGAGCCACAUCACUUUCUAGAUCCCAAGGACCUUUUUUUUUUUUUUUUUUUACAUUUCUUCAAACCGAGCCCACGUUGGAGUUCUCAAUUCAAAAGAAAAGUGAAAACUGAAGAACGAGAGCACUUCUCGAAAUUACUGUGAAUUCAUUAUGACAGUUUGUACUGUGCAAAAUGAUUUGUCUUGCUUGAACAUGAUGCAAACUUACCCUUCAUUUGAAGCAUUACAAAGUGACAUGAUCUGCAGAAAAUAUAGCAGAUUGAAUGCUCUCUCUUUAUCCUAGUGUAAAAGUGCAAUGCACUAAGCUCCAUACAAGCUACUUAUUGUAGCCUAAAAUUUUAUUUUGUUUGUUUUAAAUAAAAGCAGCAUGUGUUGUUUUCCCAUGUUGCCUCAAAGUGAGGAACGCUAUAUUCUAUAUUUCUGUAAAGAAUGUCAUUGAUCUGUUUUUAAUAUGAA